Messenger RNA from Populus nigra (black poplar), 503 nucleotides. Its product is annotated as protein RALF-like 32. The transcript has a single exon. NCBI's taxonomy places the organism in Eukaryota, Viridiplantae, Streptophyta, Magnoliopsida, Malpighiales, Salicaceae. Bases 69 to 407 code for a protein of 112 amino acids. The record is from RefSeq and is a predicted model, not a curated record.
UAUAUUUAAGUGCUUGGAACUGCAAACGAAGACAAGCACUAACACCAGACCAAAAAAAAACAAAAAAAAUGGAACGGAAGUGCUUCCCACAUUUCUGUUUCCUUCUGGUGAUCUUGAGCCUUGUAAUAUUGCAGCUCGGCGACAAGGUGGCGUCGAAAACGAAUGGAUGCAAUGGUUCAAUAGCAGAAUGCGAUGAAGAAUACGAGUUCUUGAUGCCAUCUCAUGUUAGUAAAAGGUAUCUUGAAGAGAAGAGGAAGUAUAUAUCACCUGGUGCUUUAAAGCCAGACCAGCCAGUUUGUAAUGAAGGCGCUAGUGGUCAGUCUUAUAGUAGCAGUUGUCUUCCACCUCCAUCUAAUUCUCCUUCUCGCGGUUGUUCCAAGUACUAUCGUUGCAGGUCUGAUGAUUGAUGAUCCAAAGCUUUUGUUUUCCUUUUCGUUUUUGUUUGAUCUAUCAUAAAGUUUAAUGAAAAAUUUAGAAUCUAUUUAAGAUCCAAUUAAACUUCA